Marmota monax (woodchuck) is the source of this 1886-nucleotide messenger RNA. It is a transcript of the gene Aldh3b2, whose product is annotated as aldehyde dehydrogenase 3 family member B2. Gene Ontology annotation, biological process: aldehyde metabolic process. The transcript is spliced from 10 exons. Gene Ontology annotation, cellular component: cytoplasm. The coding region runs from base 135 to 1535 and encodes 466 amino acids. NCBI's taxonomy places the organism in Eukaryota, Metazoa, Chordata, Mammalia, Rodentia, Sciuridae. Gene Ontology annotation, molecular function: aldehyde dehydrogenase (NAD+) activity. The record is from RefSeq and is a predicted model, not a curated record.
GGGUGGGAGCAGCUGAGCCAGAGGCAGAGGCCGGGCAGGGGCAGAGGAGGGCCGGCGAGGAGAGCUGGGAGCGCAGUCGGGGCACUGGAGACACGCUGUCGACACAGGACCCCCGCUCAGAGCCCACGCUGGGGAUGGACCCCGUCGAGGACACGCUGCGGCGGCUGCGGGAGGCCUUCGGCUCGGGGCGGACUCGGCCGGCAGAGUUCCGGGCGGCGCAGCUCCAGGGCCUGGGCCGCUUCCUGCAGGACAACCGGCAGCUGCUGCUGGACGCGCUGGCCCAGGACCUGCACAAGUCGGCCUUCGAGGCGGACAUGUCGGAGUUCAUCCUGUGCCAGAAUGAGGUGCACCUGGCCCUCAGGAGCCUGCACACCUGGAUGAAGGACGAGCCGGUAGCCACGAACUUGCUCACGAAGCUGCACUCAGCCUUCAUCCGCAAGGAGCCCUUCGGCCUGGUGCUCAUCAUCGCGCCCUGGAACUACCCGCUGAACCUGACGCUGGUGCCCCUGGUGGGGGCCAUCGCUGCAGGGAACUGCGUGGUCCUGAAGCCAUCGGAAAUCAGCAAGGGCACCGAGAAGGUGCUGGCCGAGGUGCUGCCCCGGUACCUGGACCAGAGCUGCUUUGCCGUGGUGCUGGGCGGGCCUGAGGACACCGGGCGGCUGCUGGAGCACAGAUUUGACCACAUCCUGUUCACAGGGAGCCCCCGUGUGGGCAAGAUCGUCAUGGCCGCCGCUGCCAAGCACCUGACACCCGUCACCCUGGAGCUGGGGGGCAAGAACCCGUGCUACGUGGACGACGACUGUGACCCCCAGACCGUGGCCAACCGCGUCACCUGGUUCCGGUACUUCAACGCCGGCCAGACCUGCGUGGCCCCGGAUUACGUCCUGUGCAGCCCCGAGACCCGCGAGCGCCUGCUGCCUGCCCUGCAGAACGCCAUCACCCGUUUCUAUGGCGACGACCCCCAGAGCUCCCCCAACCUGGGCCGCAUCAUCAGCCAGAAGCAUUUCAAGCGGCUCCAGGGACUGCUGGGCUGUGGCCGGGUGGCCAUCGGUGGCCAGAGCGACGAGAGCGAGCUCUACAUCGCGCCCACUGUGCUGGUGGACGUGCAGGAGACGGAGCCCGUGAUGCAGGAGGAGAUCUUUGGGCCCAUCCUGCCCCUGGUGACCGUGAGGAGCCUGGAUGAAGCCAUCGACUUUAUCAACCGGCGGGAGAAGCCCCUGGCCCUGUACGCCUUCUCCAACAGCUCCCAGGUGGUGAACCAGGUCCUGGAGGGGACCAGCAGCGGCAGCUUCGGUGGCAACGAAGGCUUCAUCUACAUGACUCUGCCAUCCCUGCCCCUGGGUGGAGUGGGCCACAGCGGGAUGGGCAGGUACCACGGGAAGUUCUCCUUUGACACCUUCUCGCACCACCGCGCCUGCCUGCUGUCCCCCUCGGGCCUGGAGAGGCUCAACAGGAUCCGCUACCCGCCCUAUGGCCAUUGGAGCCAGAAGCUGAUACGGUGGGCCCUGGACUCGCAGAGCUGCACCCUUCUCUGAGCCCUGCCCACCUCCAGCACCCACCCACCCUGCAUUCUGCUGCCCACCCUGGGCUGCCGGCCGCUACCCACAGGCCAGGGGUCCCUGAAAGGCAGGUGACCAGUCCGAGGCGUGAGGACCCCACUGCUGGGGCUCUCUCUGAACAGACCUCUGGACAGCUGGCCAGUCGCUUUCUGUACCAAAGUCCCUCUGCACCCUCUGACUGGAGGGGUCUGGGGUCUCCCCGAGGCCGGGCAGACGCUGGAGCUGAUGAGGGCUUCAGUGAGAUCCAUAAAGGUGGCUCUGACCCCCCUCCAGGGUCCAGAGUGUGAGUGUGCUGAACUGCCGUCCUGCCAUCUGCUGUCCCCCGAG